ACUCUCGUAUAUAUCUGCCGCGUACUCGCUGUCGCCACGAGUUCGUUACAGUGACAUCCGAGGGCUUCAGAUUUCGAGCGCAGAUGUUCGGUAGGGUGAGCGAUCUACUACGCUGGUUCAAGAAACACUUUAGGGAUCCCGUCCCUGGACAAUCCACUCCGAGUACACCACGCGGCGCAAUGACUUCUAGGACACCUUACACUACUACGCCAGGAAGAGUUAGCGGAAUGAAUCAAGAAGCAAUACAGCGAGUUGCACAGAACCUCCCACAUCACAUGUUGCACUCGCUAUCGCAAGUGGCGAAUCAGACGCCGCAUCACUAUCCGCCACACACACCCGGAGCGGCUAGCGCUACCGGCUACGGCGGAGUACACACGUAUCCCAACACGCCGUAUACGCCGUCUGGCCAAACUCCGUUUAUGACCGCGUACCAGACGCCUCAUCACACUCCGCAUCAUGGCCAGCCUACUCCCAGAUACGGCCAACAAACCCCUAGCCAUCAUCAAGGGCCCUUCGUGCACCCGCCGCCGCCCUCGAUGACACCCAGCCAUCACAGGUCUGCUCAAUCGCACAGACCUACACCACCUCUGUCCACUCCUUUCGGCGACCCGACGGAUUGGAAGAAGGCCGCCGAGGAUUGGGCAGCACGUAUAAAAAGCGGUUCGCGAGUCUCCGGAUCGACGCCCAGGUACGAGGAGUCUAGAAGAACUCCACGUAACUAUGACGAGCCGGUCGGCAGAACAACGCCCUCCGGAAGGAGCAGACCUUCGUCUACGCGUACUCCGUCGUACAGAUCUCCGCGAGGCACCCCACAUACAAAUUCUAGUCCACGAAGUAUGUCGCUCAGCGGAGACGGUACUCCUCUGUACGACGAGAGCUAACGGGAUUGUGCAUAGCUGAUUAUAUUUAUUAGACAACGUCAUAUCACGCUAUGAAUGAAUAAUAAGAGUGCGCGUACUCUCGACGACGGGGCUUUCAUCCUGAGACGUCGAUUGCUAACGAAAUUGAACCGAUCAUUAAUCGUU
Messenger RNA from Temnothorax curvispinosus, 1025 nucleotides. RefSeq names its product transcription elongation factor SPT6-like. The transcript has 3 exons. The record is from RefSeq and is a predicted model, not a curated record. Lineage: Eukaryota; Metazoa; Arthropoda; Insecta; Hymenoptera; Formicidae. Bases 84 to 881 code for a protein of 265 amino acids.